AUGGAACUUGACCUGUUGAAAAUCACAGCGAGUGAGCUGCAGCGCCUACUAAGUGUCGGACGCAUCACCAGCCUCGAUCUCGUACGCCAAUACCACGCUCAGAUCCUCAAACACAACGACAGACUUAAGGCUAUGAUAUCGAUAUCGCCGCUUCCACAUCUGGAGAAAAUUGCGGCUAAGCUGGAUGAUGAAAGACGGAGGGGGGUUGUGAGGAGUGGGAUGCAUGGUAUACCGUUUGUUGUUAAGGAUGCCAUGGAUACGUCAAGCGAGUUCCAUCUCGAAUCCACAAACGGUGGGUGGGCGUUUGUGGGCUCUCAGCCGAGAGAGACUGCUAGGGUUGUUAGGAUGGCGGUGGAUGCUGGACUUAUUCUGAUGGGGAAGGCGAAUCUCUCUCAAUACGGAAACUGGAAGGCGUCCGGUAUGAGCGGCGGCUGGUCUGCACGUGGAGGCCAGACACAAUCCGUAUAUGUGCGCGGCGGUGUAGUCGACGAUGGUAUCUACGGCCAUUCAAACCCAUCUGGAUCGUCAACAGGAUCGGCUGUAGCCGUGAGUGCAGGCUUUGCGCCUGUAUCCAUUGGUGCUGACUUCAAUGGUUCUCUCACGAACCCCGCUACCCGUGCUGCCUUGUACACUAUUCGUACUACGCCUGGUAUUGUGUCAGAACACCGAGGGUUUCCAUUCUCCAAGAACCGGGACAGUCUCGGCCCCAUGGCGAAAACUACCGAUGAUCUCGUCAACUUGCUCAACGUCAUCGUGGAUCUUUCACAUCCGGAAGUGCCCGACGAAGGUUAUAAUACCUCCUUUUCUCGCGACUGGAAAGAUAUCUCUUUCGCCACCCUGGACCCACACCACUGGCAUCUACCAGAAGCCGUUCAGAGGCCGCAACCUGGGGCGUUGGAUCAAAUCAACCAUGCCUUACUCAGCGAGCAGAUACGCGAGACACUUGCGGCCUACAAAAAGAUCGCAAGCCUCGCUAAACGCGUCGUCGGCCCAGUCAACCUCAUCUCAGACGAGACAUUAGAUAAAAGCAUAGACGACGUCUUAACCACAAUCAGUCAGCUCAAGAACACCUAG
Molecule: messenger RNA, 1074 nt
Organism: Alternaria viburni
Lineage: Eukaryota; Fungi; Ascomycota; Dothideomycetes; Pleosporales; Pleosporaceae
Exons: 6
Coding region: 1-1074 (357 amino acids)
Source: RefSeq, a predicted model, not a curated record